ACGACAGAGCGGUCUCACGAGUGUUUAAUAACACAAGUGCGAUUUUGUAUAUGUCUUCAAAUUCAAUAUAUUCUACGAAAUUAUUUGUCAUAGAGUGCACAAAAUAUUUUUAAAACAAAUCAUCUGUUGUGAUGAUGUCUCGCACAGUCGAUAUGCUCGAUGUGCUGGCAUUCGUUUAAGUCAGUGUUAUUAAGAAGAAAAAAAUGUGUGUGAAUAAUCGAGAUUGAGAAGAAGUUGAAGUGAGGGAAUUCGCAAUGAUUAUGUCAUCGUUGACUAAAUAAAUUAAAUUGUGCAUCCGUUUCAGAGCAAGCUGAGACGUUAAAGCGUUCGCAACGCAGUUAUCAUUGUUUGUGGUGUUAUUUUUUUGUAAAAUAUUUUAAAAGUAAAUUGUUUAAAAUUUAAAGAUUAUUCUCAAAGUUUGUUUUUUACUCCAUUGUUGGGAUACAUAGACUUUUGUUUAAAUACGUGUGGGUAAAGAGUGUGUAACAAUGUCAAGGCCAUCUGCUGGGCAAGACGCGAGCUCGAGUGUACAGGCAGGCGAUGAUAGUUUCCAAGACGACCUUGUGCAAUUAGAUACCGGGAAAACUAAAAAUUCCGAUGAAAUGGCGGCUGCUAGCAAAGAAGCAUCCAAAGAUGAGCCAGUUGUUAAACCGGCAGCAUCAACCAGAAGUGAUGACAGUGUUUUUACAAUUUUAUACUCGAUUGUGAAAAAAGUGUCUGUGGUCGGUGCCAUCUAUUUGGUUGGCUAUAUGAACUGGUCCGUUGCAUGGCUUAUAACUCCAGUAAUUUUGGCUGUUACCCGUGAAUAUUGGCACAAAACAAACGAGACGAAACGAGCAAUAGCCAAAGCAACUGCAACAUCCAAUGAAAAAGAUGUAAUUUUGGCGCGUAUAAACGAUUUACCAGCUUGGGUUUAUUUCCCUGACAUCGAACGCUGCGAAUGGAUAAAUCGAAUCUUGCAACAAGUUUGGCCGAAUGCAAAUUACUUUGCAAAGGAUUUGGUUAAGGAUGUGAUCGAACCAAAGAUUGCCGAAGCACUGACUGAAUAUAAAUUGAAUGGUUUUAAGUUUGAUCGUAUCGUCUUGGGCACAAUACCACCACGCAUUGGCGGUGUAAAAGUGUACGAUAAAAAUAUAUCACGAAAUGAAAUUAUCAUGGAUAUGGAUCUAUUUUAUGCGAGCGACUGUGACAUCAAUUUCCAAUUGUCCGGAAUGAAAGCGGGAAUAAAAGAUUUUCAGAUUCAUGGAAUGGUUCGGGUCAUCAUGAAGCCAUUAAUUUCGAAAAUGCCUCUAGUCGGUGGCUUACAAAUCUUCUUCUUAAACAAUCCAGAUAUUGAUUUCAAUUUGGUUGGUGUUGCCGAUUUGUUGGAUAUGCCGGGAUUGAGUGACAUGCUGCGUCGUAUUAUUAUCGAACAGAUUGGUGCCAUCAUGGUACUGCCCAAUAAGUUGCCAAUCUCACUUAGCGAUGAAGUUCCAUCGAUAACGUUGAAAAUGCCCGAACCAGAAGGCGUUUUGAGAAUUCAUGUCGUCGAAGCAAAGGACUUGAUGAAAAAAGACAUUGGUGUACUUGGAAAGGGAAAAUCCGAUCCUUAUGCUAUUGUAAUGGUCGGUUCACAACAAUUCCGUACACCAACCAUAGAUAAUACCGUAAAUCCAAAAUGGGACUAUUUCUGUGAGUAUCCGAUUGUUGCGGUUGAUGGUCUUGUACAAUUCGAUUUGUGGGACUACGACCCUGGUUUCCCCGGCACUGAGAAUGAUGAUUUUCUUGGAAGAGCCACAGUUGAGAUUAGCAAUGUUGUGAAAAAUGGAACCUUGGACACGUGGAUUACACUAGAGCAAGCAAAACAUGGAAUGCUACACGUUCGUUUCAGCUGGUUGGAAUUGUCCUCGAACGCGAGUGACUUGCAUUCGGCACUUGCUGAGACUCAACUAUUGCGUGUUACAAAUUUGGCGAGCGCUGUACUCUCGGUCUAUAUCGAUUCAGCAAGUGACUUACCACAAGCUCGCGUUCAAUCCAAACCAGAUCCGUUUGCGAUUUUAAGUGUUGGCAAAACAAAUCAACAAACAGCAGCACUUCGACGUACAGAUGCACCAGUCUGGGAACAAGGUUUUACGUUUUUGGUUGCAAAUCCGGCAAACGGCACACUGCUAAUUAAAAUUGUCGAUCAAAAAACCGAAAAAGAUCUUGGUCAAUUUACUUAUAUUCUCAGCACUUUAUUGACAAAACCGAAUUUGGAACUUGUGUCGCAGCCAUUCCAACUUCAAAAAUCUGGCGCUACUGCAAAGGUCGUAAUAUCGCUGGCAUUGAAGAUUUUGAAAAAACCCUUGAACCAAUCAAGUGAACCCGUCACCCGGGGUGAAGCGCCAAUGAUUCAACGUCAACCAUCGCAAAUGUCACAAACACAAGAAGUGUCGGAAGUGAAAAAUGUGAAAUUGGCCGAGUUCCCACCGAAAUUGGCUGAAAUUCCAAGCCAAGUGGACAGCGCUGUCGAUGAAAUGAUUGAAAAUGCCAAGAGCAAUGUGAGCGAAUUCAUUUCGAACGAAGCGGCCAAUGUACUAAACGAUGGACCACAAUCACAGCUACGCCGUCGUCAAUGGAGCACCCAAUCGGAAAUAAGCUCACAUGGUUUGGGUCGAAUUCAAAUCAGUUUAUAUUACAGCGUCCAAAGACAGCGCUUAUCGGUAACUGUGCAUAAAAUUAUUAAUAUCCCAUUGAAAGAUCCAUCGAAUGUGCCAGAUCCAUAUGUGAAGUGCUACUUGUUGCCAGCUCGUUCAAAGGAAUCGAAGCGCAAAACAAUCAUUGUAAAAGAUUCGUGUGACCCCGUGUAUGAUGCAACAUUCGAGUAUAUAAUUUCAUCGGCUGAAUUGAAGAAUACCGAAUUGGAGGUGACUGUGGCCACGCAAAAGGGAUUCCUAAGCGGUGGCAGCCCAAUCAUUGGAAUGUUGAAACUACCUUUGGACGACGCAGAUAUUACAACACAAGGCAUCUCCAAUUUUUAUGAUCUGCAACCAGAAAUUAAAGCAGAUUAAACUGAAACAAUUUUUCAGAGAGCGUCCCAAAAAAAAACGAGACCUUCUUUUUUAUGAUUUAUCUUAAUUAUUUUAGCCAAAUUUUCACCGUCAUGGAUCGCAGGGAUUUAAAAAAAACUGAAUGCACCAUCACUGUAACCUAAUAUGUAUUCACUUCCGUACAAACAUGAUGUUCACAUGUAACUCUGUGCCUUCUCUUUAAACGAAACCUAUCGCUUUCGCUCUUCUUGGGCUCGACCAGAUCAGCCUAUCUGCAUUUUUUUAUACAUUUGAGUCAUUUUGCUCCAGUCCAUCAAAAAGGAAUCGAAUGAUGGAUAGUAUUUUAUCGUGAAAGUAUUCGAAAACCAGUCGAUAUAUUGAUAUAUUGUCAUUAGUUUUAAUUCAUAGCUUUCGCUUAUAUUUUGCUGCAAAGAAAUAAAAUUUUUAAAACUGAACCUUCUUUGAAGAAAUAACAAAUGAA
Messenger RNA from Contarinia nasturtii (swede midge), 3489 nucleotides. It is a transcript of the gene Esyt2, whose product is annotated as extended synaptotagmin-2. Gene Ontology annotation, biological process: lipid transport. The transcript is spliced from 13 exons. Gene Ontology annotation, molecular function: lipid binding. NCBI's taxonomy places the organism in Eukaryota, Metazoa, Arthropoda, Insecta, Diptera, Cecidomyiidae. The record is from RefSeq and is a predicted model, not a curated record. Bases 489 to 3029 code for a protein of 846 amino acids.